UCGAGCACUUUGUUUAUUACCGGCGACGCCACUGCCACCGUGGAGAGCUAUUAUUAGCAUAGCCGGGGAAACCGAUCCAGAAACAAUUCUAUACUUUGAUAGUAGUUUGACUUGUUAAUUGACGCACAGUCGUCUACGGUGCAUACGCAUACCUUCAUACCUUCGCCCCGACAGGUAGCCUACUGUGCUGUGACAAUGUCGGAGUUCUGACGAGACAAGAAGACAACUUUUCCCCAGCGUGCCUCAUGGAACGAUACCAGGAAGACUUAGCUGAUCUGGACCCUGUCUUUCUAGAGGAGGAGGAAUGGGAUCUGUACAACUCCCUCUCGGCCCUGUCCCUGCCCAGCCCCCAGCCCCAACCCCGCUCCCCUCUCUGGUCCCAGGGCGGAGGCAAUGGGGGCUCCAAUGACCCUAACACCCAGGGGGUGGGGGGAGGGGUCCCCAACCCAAACUCCUACCUGAGAUUCAGGACCCAGGCGACAGAGGUCCCCCAGAGAGGAGCAGCCCCCCUUCCCCCUCCAGUACCCCCUCGGAGGAGAACCACCAGGGCUGCUCUGCUGACUAAUGCUCAGAAGAGGUUCUCCUGCGACCUGACAGUACCCGCUAUCAGACUGAACCGCUUUAAUACAGCCAGAGAAAGUCAUGUGAGUAUCACUGGUUUGGCCCUCGCAAAAUAGGUUUCUAACCUCAAGAGGGUCUUUAAAAUAAAAGUCAAAGAUAAAACUAGCGUACUGCGGGAUGGGGAUUUCAUUCACUGGAAACAAAGAGAUCUCUGUGGAGAUGAAGGAAACAUGUUAAAGGUCCAAUGCAGCCAUUUUUAUCUCAAUAUCAAAUCAUUUCUGGAUAACAAUUAAAUACCUUACUGUCAUUGUUUUCAAUAAAAAUUGUAAAAAAAAAAAAGGAAACCAAAAUUAGUUUCUUAGCAAAAAGAGCAAUUUCUCAAGCAAUAAUUUUGCUAGGACUGUCUGGGAGUGGUCUGAGUAGGAAGGGGAAAAUUGAAAACUUUCUUUCUUAUUGGUCUAUUAAAACUCCAUCCAACCAAACAGGCUGAAAUGUCAGGCAUUAUUUUCACACAGCUUCUACACUAAAAGAGCACAAUUCACAAUUUCUCAGUAUUAUUCCAAACUCAUUGUUUAUAAAUAUAUAUAAAACACGGGAAAAUCUAAUUUUUUGACUGCACUGCACCUUUAACAAUAAGUGUUAUUUUAGUCAAUGCGGCUUUAUUUUGUCUUUGUCGUGGGUUCGAUUCCUGCUGGGGUCACAUACUAAAAAUGUAUGCCCUCACUGUACUGUAAGUCGCUUUGAAUAAAAGCUUCUACUAAGUUGGAUAUACAGUAUUAUAUAUUUUUAGCUGGAUACCUGGAACAUCAAACUGAUAGACACUCCACAAGGAAGCACCAAACAGCUGGCUUCUCUCUGCAUGUUGACGUCCAAGUAAGAAAAGUCAUGUCCCUUUUUAAGAUGUUUGAAUUUCAAGUCCAAUGAAUCAUUUUAACAUUCAAGAUAAGACAAACCGUGGAACGUCUUUGCGUUGCCACUCUUCAAGUUUCUUCUUGAGACACCAAGAAAUGAUCCAUAGCGGUGCACUUUCAUUAAAAUAAAAAACCGUUCUAAAGGCCUCUCCGUCUCUCUCUCUCUGUCAGACUGGUGUCUAGGUACCCCCACACUGACCAGGUGUCUAACUCAGGGGUGGUGUGGGGGCGUGUGUCACCUAUCCACCCCUCCUUACUGCAGGAGGCUGAGAUCACCGUCAAUGUGUCCACUCCCUGGGUCCUUCACCAAUUACCCAUUCCCACCAUGUUGAACAAGACAGUCCAGACCCUGAUAGAUGAGAUCUUGCUGCUCCUGGAACAGACUAACCCAAGAGACAGUGGAUACUACCUCCUGAAGCUGUGUGACUCUGAGGAGUACCUCAGGAAUGAGGAGGAGCUGGGUAUGCACGGGAGCAUCCAGGACUAUCAUAAGUGUUCCCUGGAAGUCCCUCUCAGAUUACUACAGGUUAACACACUACAGAACCUGUUGGCAAGGGACGUUGAGGAUGACAGAGCUCCAUGUCACCUGUACCGGCUCCUUGGCUCUGCUUGUGUCUUCAACACAUCAAGGAUAAGCCUCCAGGAGAAGCUGAGUUGCUAUAACAAGGAGGUUAACAAACUGAUGAGGAGCAAGUGUGGAAGCAAUCUUAACCUACUAGUGGAUGAGGUCCGUACCAUCAUCAACCUGCUCUGUGGGAUCUCUACUGGAGAGCUGGAAGAGGCUAUCGGCAAGCUACGGAGGAUUAAACCUGUAGCACUGGACCAUUUGGAAAUGUACGAGUGUGAGACCUCGAUCGUGAUGCUCCACCAGGCCCUGGGCAAACUGCUGCACGUUUUCUUUGACAACUUCGGCUCAGACUUCAGGGGCCAGGAUGUGUACCACAACCCUCCUGUCUGUGACGUAGACCACAGCUCCGACAUCCUCCAGCUCAACGUCGCAGCGCUCUACAGGCUACAACCCAACUGGUUAAACAGUUUUAAUUACUUCUCCAUUUCCUGUUCGCUGACGUACGGAGGGAAAGAUAUCUGUGAGACGGGCGUCUCCGAGAACAUCAGCACAGCCUUGUCGCUUGGCAACAAGAUUCAGUGUCACCGCAUGAUGGUGUUCCCAAAACAGAUCAAACAGCUACCCUAUGAGUCCAUGUUGACUAUACGUCUCCAGGGGACGAAACAGGGCAAGUCUCCUGAACUGUUACGCUGGGCCGUCCUGCCUCUAUACAGUAACAGGACCCUGGUGAGUGGUACUGUCCUGCUCAGCAUGUCUAUGCUGGUGGAGCUGUCUGAGCCUCCCUCUCCUGCCCUGUCAGACAGUCACAGCCAGGCUACUGGCGUCAUCCUGCAGUUGGAGUUCCCGGAGACAGCUGAGUGGAGGUAUGAAAGGCCCAUCUCCCUACCAGGGUCUGUCCUGAUCAGUCCUCCGUGCGAUGAGCUACACAAGAAGAUAUCAGAGGUCUCCCAGAAACACUGCCUCUGCUUUUUGUCAGAGAAUGAGAGGGCAUUACUGUGGAGUAAGAGACACUGCUGUGAUGGGAGUACCACCUUCCUGCACCUGCUGCUGGGUGGCGCCCCCCAGUGGGCUCCAGAGAACCUGACUGAGAUCUACACCAUACUAGAACACUGGACAAUAUACCACCCUGAGGAAGCACUGUUUCUACUGUCUAACAAUUUCCAUGACCAGACGGUGCGUAGAAAAGCUGUGCAGCACUUUGAGCAGACUUCUGAUAGAGAACUAGAGGAAUAUCUACCUCAACUGGUACAGGCUCUGAAGAGUGAGUGGGAGUUGAAUGGACCUCUGGUGAUGCUGCUGUUGGACAGGUCACUGAAGAGUAUCAGGAUAGCCCAGCAGCUCUACUGGCUGUUGGUAGAUGCCCAGGAUGACACCCAUUACCAGAGCUGGUUCAGUAAGGUGCAGGCUGCCCUGAAACACUGCUGUGGUAAAGCACUGAGGAAGGAGCUGGAAGACGAAACCCGGCUGGUAACCCUGCUCACGCAGGUGGCUGAGAGCGUCCGCAUAGCUGACAAAAACCGCAGGAAGGAUGUGUUGAAGAGAGAGAAGUGGAAGAUUGAAGGCUUCUUCAAGAACGGGAUCAGCUGUCGUCUACCGUUGGACCCUGCUGUCCUCGUGAAGGGAGUUCAUUUGGAUGCCUGUAAAUUCUAUAACUCCCACGCUGCUCCUCUGGGAAUCUCCUUCAUCAACACAGAUCCUCUGGGCAGGAAAAUCUCUGUCAUCUGCAAGACAGGGGAUAACCUGCGGCAGGACAUGCUGGUGCUGCAGAUAGUGCGUGUGAUGGACAAGGUGUGGCUGCAGGAGGGACUGGACAUGAGGAUGAUCACUUAUAGGUGUCUCUCUACAGGGCGAGACCAGGGUCUGGUGGAGGUGGUUCCAGAGGCAGUGACCCUGGGUCAGAUCCAGCAGGAGUGGGGUCUGGGUGGGGCGCUGAGAGAGGACACCCUGGAGAAAUGGUUCCACAUGUGGAACAAGACUGAGGAGGAUUAUGAGGAGGCUGUGAUGAAUUUCCUCCACUCCUGUGCUGGCUGGUGUGUAGCGACCUUCAUCCUGGGUAUCUGUGACCGCCACAACGACAACAUCAUGUUGAAACACAGCGGUCACAUGUUCCACAUCGACUUCGGCAAGAUUAUGGGCAAUGCACAGAAGUUCGCCAGCAUCAAAAGGGACCGGACUCCAUUCGUCUUCACCUCAGAGAUGCAGCACUUCAUCACCGGCGGGGGUCAGAAACCCCAGAGGUUUCAUCGCUUCGUAGAGCUCUGCUGUGAAGCCUACAACACCAUCCGACGACGCACCGCCCUGGUGCUCAGCCUACUGCAGCUGAUGCUGGGUGCAGGCAUGCCGGAGCUGAACGACAUCCAGGACCUGCUGUAUGUUCAGAACAACCUGAAACCUCAGGACUCUGAGAUGGAGGCUACGUCCUACUUUACCAAGAAGAUCAAGGAGAGCAUGGGCAGUUUCCCGGUCAAGCUCAACUUCCUGAUCCACACCAUGGUCCAGUCCUCUGGGAAGAAGCUGGCGCCACCCAGCCCUUCUCAGAACACCUCCCCCAACACCAACAUCCAGGAAGCUGUCAUACAGAAGUACACCGUGAAGGGCAAGGAUGUGACUUAUGAGUUGAGGGUGACCAUCGAGGACGGCUUUCUGAUCAGUGAGAAGACGUUUGGCCAGUUUGGGCUGAUACACAAAGAGCUGAAGAAACACUUCAUAGAGUCUACGCUCCCACAAUUCCCCAAAUGGUUCAAGAUGUCGUUCACUCCAGGCAGAAAAAUGUCCCUGCUGAAUAAGUAUCUGAAGGAACUGUUCGAAGGACCAUGUAAAGGCAAUGAGUAUGUGUGCCGUUUGUUUCUGGAUGGACCCAAGACCAGGACUCCCAACUCUGUGAAAUCAGACAGAGACGGUGGACCCCAGAUUCAACUCUACAUUUCCUACAACGACCACAAGCUCUCUGUCCUGGUCAAACACCUCAAGAACAUUAGGUUGGCCAAUGGUUCGUGUCCAGAUGCCUAUGUGGUCACCAGGCUGAAGCCAGACCCCCUCAAAAGAUCCAAGAGGAAGACCAAGGUGGUCCGCAACAACCACAACCCUACCUUCAAUGAACUGAUAGAGUACCGUGACAUGUCGUCCGUGCAAGACCGCGAGUUAGAGGUAACCGUGAAGAGCAGGAAGGUCUUUGUGGCCUCAACCAACGUCAGACUGGAACAGAACAACAUAGACACAGAGGAGUGGUUCCUACUGGACAAUCGGGUGCCUGGGGCCUUUUCAUUAGGGCGCAUCGUAGCAUAACUUUUUACACCGUUGCACAGUGGUUCCUACUGGGAAAUCUGAUGCCUAGUGCGGAAACCGAAGAUGAGCGUUUCUUAUUGGACACAAUCCAAGUAGCACUGUCCCUCCCUGUUUCACUCCGUUUGAAAACGUUUGGAAAAACAAAAAGAAGUGUCUUUCAUUGGGCAAGAACAGGUAGUACCUCAUUCCGUUUCAAAAUGUUUUCUCCCUACUGAACACCAUUCUGGAGAGGUGAUGUGAUGCCAGCCUGCCACCACUAGAUGGCAGUGCUAUACAAGAACUUCCAUGGAGCAUUAGAGGAUUUGUUACACUUAAAACUUGUCUGUUCUAUUGGCACUGAUCUGGGAUCUGUUUAACAAUCCUCAUCUAAUCCAGAACUCUACCAUGAGAGAGGGAAGUAAAAACUCAACCCUAGAUCAGCAUCUAAGGAUAAUUCUACAACGGGUUGGUCAAAACAAGCAUUGUGAUUGGUUGAGACGUGUUCUAAGCCAUUCUAAGAAACCUGUUUAGCACAGGUACAUCUACGAUGCAAAAAAACGGCCAUUUUGUUUUCUGUUUAAUCUGAGAAAUCUUUGAGCAUCCAGUGUCCCAUCAGCCCAGCGAAGCCAAUUCAUUAACAUGAUGUCCACUGUAAAACACACCUAGACAUGAUGUCACCUCGCUUCCAGCCUAACAUUUGGUUUGUAUAAACAUUGCUGUCUGUCUCUCGACAUAUGCAACAUUGUUUCCAGUAUUGAAGUUCGAUCUCUACUGUCCUAUUGAGAAUUAACGCGUCAGGACGAGACGGACAUCUUUUCUCAGCCAGUCGAAAUCAUGAAUCGGCAUCUUUUUUUAUGGAUAUACAAAGAAAUGUCAAUAGAACAACAGGUCAAACGACUUGAAAUGCAGCUAGUUUUCUGUCUUACCAGCAUUUUUCUGUGUAUAUAUCCAUAUAAACAUUUAGCUGAUUCAUGACUGGCUGAGAUAAGAUCGGGUUCGGUUCUCAGUCGUGCAGUCUUUUGUUCUAUGGACGCGACCCAGUCGUUAGUUCUAAAUAUUCCGUUGCCAUGCUGGCCGGCAAAUGAAUGUCAAUAGAAAAAUAGGUCAAACGACUUGAAAUGCAGCUAGUUUUGCUGUUUUACCAGCUUGAGUUUGAAGUGAUUGCUUUAGCUUCGUAGUUGGCUAGCUCCUCUGAACAGUUUCCCGACGAGAGACAGCAAAUGUUGUAUGCCAGACGAAAUCGCGCAUCAUUAGCUCAUCGUUAUGGAUGUACCCAAAAUAGCUUAAACAAACACAGCUCCUUUGCUUUUAUUCUAGCUGCACUGUUUGACCUGAUUGUGCUAGCCGUAGUUGGCUAGCUAGCAAGCGAGGGGUAAGAGCGUUGCUAGCCACCAUGGCGACGAAACAUUUAGAACGAACAACUUGGUCGCGUCCAUAGAUGUAGAACAAAAAUACUUAACGACUGGGUCACGUCUCUGGCAACCUAACAAAUAGAAUGAACGGACAGCCGGAAAGCUGCAGUAGCAACCAUAGAUGUGUUGUUGUCCUUUAUAUAGACGAGUCAACAUCCUACUCCUUCAUAUAGACGAGUCAACAUCCUGCUCCUUUAUAUAGACGAGUCAACGUCCUGCUCCUUUAUAUAGACGAGUCAACAUCCUGCUCCUUCAUAUAGACGAGUCAACAGCCUGCUCCUUCAUAUAGACGAGUCAACAUCCUACUCCUUCAUAUAGACGAGUCAACAUCCUGCUCCUUCAUAUAGACGAGUCAACAUCCUGCUCCUUUAUAUAGACGAGUCAACAUCCUGCUCCUUCAUAUAGACGAGUCAACGUCCUGCUCCUUCAUAUAGACGAGUCAACGUCCUGCUCCUUCAUAUAGACGAGUCAACGUCCUGCUCCUUCAUAUAGACGAGUCAACGUCCUGCUCCUUCAUAUAGACGAGUCAACGUCCUGCUCCUUCAUAUAGACGAGUCAACGUCCUGCUCCUUCAUAUAGACGAGUCAACGUCCUGCUCCUUCAUAUAGACGAGUCAACGUCCUGCUCCUUCAUAUAGACGAGUCAACGUCCUGCUCCUUCAUAUAGACGAGUCAACGUCCUGCUCCUUCAUAUAGACGAGUCAACGUCCUGCUCCUUCAUAUAGACGAGUCAACGUCCUGCUCCUUCAUAUAGACGAGUCAACGUCCUGCUCCUUCAUAUAGACGAGUCAACGUCCUGCUCCUUCAUAUAGACGAGUCAACGUCCUGCUCCUUCAUAUAGACGAGUCAACGUCCUGCUCCUUCAUAUAGACGAGUCAACGUCCUGCUCCUUCAUAUAGACGAGUCAACGUCCUGCUCCUUCAUAUAGACGAGUCAACGUCCUGCUCCUUCAUAUAGACGAGUCAACGUCCUGCUCCUUCAUAUAGACGAGUCAACGUCCUGCUCCUUCAUAUAGACGAGUCAACGUCCUGCUCCUUUAUAUAGACGAGUCAACGUCCUGCUCCUUCAUAUAGACGAGUCAACGUCCUGCUCCUUCAUAUAGACGAGUCAACGUCCUGCUCCUUUAUAUAGACGAGUCAACGUCCUGCUCCUUCAUAUAGACGAGUCAACGUCCUGCUCUUUUAUAUAGACGAGUCAACGUCCUGCUCCUUCAUAUAGACGAGUCAACGUCCUGCUCCUUUAUAUAGACGAGUCCACGUCCUGCUCCUUCAUAUAGACGAGUCAACGUCCUGCUCCUUCAUAUAGACGAGUCAACGUCCUGCUCCUUCAUAUAGACGAGUCAACGUCCUGCUCCUUCAUAUAGACGAGUCAACGUCCUGCUCCUUCAUAUAGACGAGUCAACGUCCUGCUCCUUCAUAUAGACGAGUCAACGUCCUGCUCCUUCAUAUAGACGAGUCAACGUCCUGCUCCUUCAUAUAGACGAGUCAACGUCCUGCUCCUUCAUAUAGACGAGUCAACGUCCUGCUCCUUCAUAUAGACGAGUCAACGUCCUGCUCCUUCAUAUAGACGAGUCAACGUCCUGCUCCUUCAUAUAGACGAGUCAACGUCCUGCUCCUUCAUAUAGACGAGUCAACGUCCUGCUCCUUUAUAUAGACGAGUCAACGUCCUGCUCCUUUAUAUAGACGAGUCAACGUCCUGCUCCUUCAUAUAGACGAGUCAACGUCCUGCUCCUUCAUAUAGACGAGUCAACGUCCUGCUCCUUCAUAUAGACGAGUCAACAUCCUGCUCCUUCAUAUAGACGAGUCAACGUCCUGCUCCUUCAUAUAGACGAGUCAACGUCCUACUCCUUCAUAUAGACGAGUCAACAUCCUACUCCUUCAUAUAGACGAGUCAACAUCCUGCUCCUUCAUAUAGACGAGUCAAUGUCCUACUCCUUCAUAUAGACGAGUCAACAUCCUACUCCUUCAUAUAGACGAGUCAACAUCCUGCUCCUUCAUAUAGACGAGUCGACAUCCUGCUGCCGCUACUAGUGGUUCUGGGAGGGUGUUUGGAUUCAAAGAAUGAAAUGUUACAAGGGACUAGGGCUAGCAGGGACACUCUAGUCUGAUUCUGGACACUAGAUUUAGAAUAUAUUCUCUACACUGUAUCUUCCUUGUCUUUUUAUAUCUCAAUGUGAACAAAAUGAAGGAUAUUUAAUUUAAUUUAAAAAUGAAGGAAAUGUAUGUUUUGAAAAAGUGUAAUUAAUUGUAACCAUUAUUUAACUCAUAAUUGACUAUUUGUUAUGUGUGUAGAUCAUUUGUUGUAAAAUGUAAUAUUGUUUAUACUGUGAUUCCUAUCUCAUGUCUUAAUGGCCUGAUUGUGUUAGUACAGUGAUAGAUGAGAGCGUGUGGCUGGCUCCAUCCCUCCCAUCUCCAGACUUAGUCAGUCACACUCCCCUCACUCCAGCCUUCCCUCCCAUCCCCAGCCCUAGUCCCAUCCUCAGCUCAGCCCUAGUCCCAUCCUCAGCUCAGCCCUAGUCCCAGCUCAGCCCUAGUCCCAUCCCCAGCUCAGCCCUAGUCCCAGCUCAGCCCUAGUCCCAGCUCAGCCCUAGUCCCAUCCCCAGCUCAGCCCUAGUCCCAUCUCCAGCUCAGCCCUAGUCCCAUCCACAGCUCAGCCCUAGUCCCAUCCACAGCUCAGCCCUAGUCCCAUCCUCAGCUCAGCCCUAGUCCCAUCCUCAGCUCAGCCCUAGUCCCAUCCUCAGCUCAGCCCUAGUCCCAUCCCCAGCUCAGCCCUAGUCCCAUCCCCAGCUCAGCCCUAGUCCCAUCCCCAGCUCAGCCCUAGUCCCAUCCCCAGCUCAGCCCUAGUCCCAUCCUCAGCCUAGUCCCAUCCCCAGCCCAGUCCUAGUCCCAUCCCCAGCCCUAGUCCCAUCCCCAGCUCAGCCCUAGUCCCAUCCUCAGCUCAGCCCUAGUCCCGUCCCAUCCUCAGCCCUAGUCCCAUCCUCAGCCCUAGUCCCAUCCUCAGCUCAGCCCUAGUCCCAUCCCCAGCCCUAGUCCCAUCCCCAGCUCAGCCCUAGUCCCAUCCCCAGCCCAGCCCUAGUCCCAUCCUCAGCUCAGCCCUAGUCCCAUCCCCAGCUCAGCCCUAGUCCCAUCCCCAGCCCAGCCCUAGUCCCAUCCUCAGCUCAGCCCUAGUCCCAUCCCCAGCUCAGCCCUAGUCCCAUCCCCAGCUCAGCCCUAGUCCCAUCCCCAGCUCAGCCCUAGUCCCAUCCUCAGCUCAGCCCUAGUCCCAUCCCCAGCUCAGCCCUAGUCCCAUCCCCAGCUCAGCCCUAGUCCCAUCCCCAGCUCAGCCCUAGUCCCAUCCUCAGCUCAGCCCUAGUCCCAUCCUCAGCCCUAGUCCCAUCCCCAGCUCAGCCCUAGUCCCAUCCUCAGCUCAGCCCUAGUCCCAUCCUCAACUCAGCCCUAGUCCCAUCCUCAGCCCUAGUCCCAUCCCCAGCUCAGCCCUAGUCCCAUCCCCAGCUCAGCCCUAGUCCCAUCCUCAGCCCAGCCCUAGUCCCAUCCCCAGCUCAGCCCUAGUCCCAUCCUCAGCUCAGCCCUAGUCCCAUCCUCAGCUCAGCCCUAGUCCCAUCCUCAACUCAGCCCUAGUCCCAUCCUCAGCCCUAGUCCCAUCCCCAGCUCAGCCCUAGUCCCAUCCUCAGCCCAGCCCUAGUCCCAUCCUCAGCCCUAGUCCCAUCCUCAGCUCAGCCCUAGUCCCAUCCUCAGCUCAGCCCUAGUCCCAUCCUCAGCCCUAGUCCCAUCCCCAGCUCAGCCCUAGUCCCAUCCCCAGCUCAGCCCUAGUCCCAUCCUCAGCUCAGCCCUAGUCCCAUCCUCAACUCAGCCCUAGUCCCAUCCUCAGCCCUAGUCCCAUCCCCAGCUCAGCCCUAGUCCCAUCCCAAACUCAGCCCCUAUGAAUGUAAUUAGUCUGAGUCAUGCGUAGGAAUGUAUUGAUUUGAUGCAGAGGUGGGAUGCAGGGAUCCAUUGAAGAGAUUUACCAGUCAUGUAAUCUUAAUGCCAUCAAUCACCAUUCUCCCAGGAGGCUACUGACCUGGGCUACUUGCUCUGCACUGCACUGAGUCAUUCAUAGGGACUGAGUCCCAAAUGGGACAAUAUUCCCUAUAUAAUGCACUACUUUUGACCAGGGCCACAUGGGCCACUAGGGACUCAUAGAGGGAGUUAUUGAGGGUAGGGAUGAGAAUAGACUACAUUGUAUACUGUAUUGGUUUCAAUAAUAUAAACGUCUUAUGAAAUGUUAUUUAUAUUACCCACAGCCCCCCGGGGCCUUUCUCAAGGGUUUGGGCUUUUAACUUUUAAACUGUGGCGGCUGCUGCUAGCCCUUUUGAA
This is a messenger RNA of Salvelinus namaycush (lake trout), 11067 nucleotides long. It is a transcript of the gene pik3c2g, whose product is annotated as phosphatidylinositol-4-phosphate 3-kinase catalytic subunit type 2 gamma. Gene Ontology annotation, molecular function: 1-phosphatidylinositol-3-kinase activity; 1-phosphatidylinositol-4-phosphate 3-kinase activity; phosphatidylinositol binding. The coding region runs from base 1798 to 5325 and encodes 1175 amino acids. The record is from RefSeq and is a predicted model, not a curated record. Gene Ontology annotation, biological process: phosphatidylinositol-mediated signaling; phosphatidylinositol 3-kinase/protein kinase B signal transduction; cell migration. Lineage: Eukaryota; Metazoa; Chordata; Actinopteri; Salmoniformes; Salmonidae. The transcript is spliced from 32 exons. Gene Ontology annotation, cellular component: phosphatidylinositol 3-kinase complex; cytoplasm; plasma membrane.